Molecule: messenger RNA, 5764 nt
Organism: Penaeus indicus
Lineage: Eukaryota; Metazoa; Arthropoda; Malacostraca; Decapoda; Penaeidae
Gene: Mtp
Product: microsomal triglyceride transfer protein large subunit-like
Exons: 18
Coding region: 1073-3832 (919 amino acids)
Biological process (GO): lipid transport; lipoprotein metabolic process
Cellular component (GO): endoplasmic reticulum; basolateral plasma membrane; Golgi apparatus
Molecular function (GO): lipid binding
Source: RefSeq, a predicted model, not a curated record
AUCGCUCGAGAGACAAUUUGAAUAAGAGGGAAGUGGGUGUCACGGGAGCGAGUUAAAGGCCCUAAGGAUUACGUAAGUCUCAGGCACCGGCGCGUGAGAAGCCCCAGGACGCCCUCUGAAGUCAGUCUUGAAGUCAUCGAAGUCCUACUAUCAGCUGAAAUCCCUCGCUGUGCUCUCUGAUUGUCUCCUGUCUCUUUGUCUCUUCCUCUCACCCCUCCUUUUUUUCCAUAUCCCUCCCUCUCUCCUUCCUUCCCUCCUUCGUUCCCCCAUAUCCUUCCUUCCUUCCUUCCACGACAGGUCUGCAACGUGUCCCCUUCAUGCGAGUGUAACGUGGCUUUGGCCUGGCUUCUCGACGUGGCUUGUCCAGACGAGGGAGAAUUGGCCCUACCUGGCCCCCCUGCCCUUCCCUUACCCACCCACCUGGCCCUAGGGGACGUACCCACAAGGGGGAAGGAGGGAGGAGGAGGAGAAGAGAGCCACGAGAGAGAGAGAGACAGAUAGAGAGAGGAAGAGAGAUAACCAGCGUGCCACCGAGAGAGAGAGCGAGAGAGAGAGCGCGAGUGAGUGAGCUCGUGAGAGAGAGAGAGGAGCUCGGUUCACUUGUGCCCGGAGCCUCGCCGCCAUGGGACGCUUCGUGUUGAUUCUCUUCGUCCUCCUCACCUUUUCAGGAGUUCAAAGCAGGAUGGUGAGGUAGGCCAUGUGUAAUCGGCCCGGAAGAGACAUUGAAAAAAUAUAUAAGUGGAAAUCGCGUUAUUUACAGGUCGUUAACUUCGCUAUUUGAGAGAGAAAAUAAGAAAUGGAAAAAAUGGAAUGACUAAGAUUGAUUUUAAGUCGCGUUAUAGAAAGCUGAGAGAACUUACUGAGAAAAGAGAGAUAUAGAAAUAAAAAUAGAGAAAAAACAAAACAAAAGAAAAGCUGCAAGAGAGAACACCAAUAACAGGAAUGGAAAAAUAGAAACGAGAAGCCGUAGGGAAAAAAAGCGGUAGCGAAAGAACGAGCGAAAGAGAGAGAUAGAGAGCUAGAGAAAGAGAAGAGAGAGAGCGAGCGCGGGCGUCGGACAUCGGAAGUAGCCAUGGCAUUGGGCGCGCUAACGACCUUCGUGGUGCUGGUGCGUUGGGGCUUGGCGGGCACCCUGACCGUGGGCGUCGGGAGCCUCAGCUGGCUGGUGUGGGGCGCCCUCCAGUGUGCCCUCGCCCCCGCCCACGCCUUCGUCCUCCUCUCGUCGUACCCAGCGUACAGCCGCCAGUUCGAGGUGGGGACGCUCUACACGUACGUCUACGAGACGUCGGUGCUGCUGAACGAGCCCCAGGCGCUGCCGGUGUCCACGGCGAAGGAUGUGGGCUUCCGCGUCGAACUCUCGGCCGAGGUCACGCCCGUGUGGCAGCACCCCGGCAACGCCCACGAGCAGAUCCUGCAGCUUACGAUCGUGGCCCCCAAGCUCUCGGUGAAGUCCCGCCAGGGGCCGACGCCCGGGGACUUCGCGCACAAAUCGUCCAAGCUGGAACAGUACAAGCUGCACCCGGUGUUCCUGCACUGGAACGGCGGCCAGAUCGGGAAGGUGCACCACUUCGAGGGGGAGGAGGCGUCGCUGCUCAACGUGAUGAAGGGCAUCUCCAGUUUGUUGCAGCAUCAACUAAAGAAUGUGAAGCAGAGAGAAAUGGACUCUUCGGGGAAAUGCGAAGUGACCUACAACAUGGUCGACCCAACGCACGUCACCAAGUUGAAACGGAAUUGCAAAAACGUCAUUCCAGUGCAGUUCUUCAACCAGACCAGCAAGGUCCUGGGUGCUUUGAUUGACAGUGAAGCAACCGCCUCAUAUGUGCUGAACCCAGACGACAAGAUCAUCGAGAAAGCUACCUCAAUGGAAACCCACUUCCUGCGAGUAGAGGCGCGGAAGCAGUCUGGGGCGGAGGUGAUGAGCAAGCAGAACCUCCAACUCAAGAGUCGCAGCAAGGUUAACAGCCCUAAAUACACAGGAAACACAGCUGCUGAAGCAUUACGAUCCAUUGCCAAAAAGUUGAAGAAAUCCAUCGUCACAGAACAGCUUACAACUAAUCCUGAGGCAAAGGAGUGUAUUUCAUGCAAAUCGUUGAAGGCAUUGAUCAGCAGCUUCUACAACACCCUAAGCCCCAAGAACUUGGGCACGCAAGGCUCGGCUAUCGCUUUUGUGAGGCUGCUGAGGAAGGUGCGUGAGAGUGACCUCGACACCAUCAAGGCCAUCCUCAAGGAUAAGAAGAAUGCCAAGAUUAUGCCUCAGCUCCUCGACAUCUUGGCAGCGGCUCAGACGAUUCCCUCGCACAAGGCCGCCAUGUCCGUGCUCAAUUUCGGCGGCCCGAUUGACAACCCCGAGCGGUACCUGCUGAGUCUCUCCUUGGCAACACAUCCUUCAGAGUUUGUCUUGCAAGAUUUAAUGACACUUGCAAAGAAGGGUCUCAAUAAUGACAAGCUGUAUGAGACUCUCGUUUUAACAAUAGCCUCUGUCAGCCACACUUUCUGCAAAGUUUCCAACAACUGCAAAAAGCCUAUUAUUACUGAAGUCCAAGAAUUUAUGACAAGUAAGUUGGAGAACUGCAAGAGUGAAGAUUGUCAGCUGAUUUACAUCCGUGCUCUAAAGAACUUCAGGAAAGCAGAUACAAUGGAGGUCCUCCUGAAGUAUGCGGAAGGCAAAGCACGCAAACCAGCAAUAUAUGCAACAAGAGCAUUGCAAACUAUGCCUGGUAGUUACAUCACUGAAAAGAUCCUCAAGAGACUAGAGCGAGUUUUCCUGGAACUGAAUCAGCAGCAUGACUCUAGCGUUCGAGCCAUGGCAGCAGAUAUUAUCCUGCAGCAUCAGCCCAGUGAGGAAUUCCUGAAAGCACUGUUCCAUGUCAUGACCUCGCAUGAAACCAGAGAGCUGAACACCCUCCUGCUGGGGCGAGUUUCUGACUUGGCCAGAAAGGAUGAACAUUUGCAGAAGUUAUUGAAGACUAUUCUAGUGAUGCCAACUUUUAACAAUUACCACAUCCAUGGGCAAGGAGGCUUGUCAUCUGCAUUCUCAAGAAUGCUUGCCGAGGACAAAAGUGCCAACUCCUCCUUCAGCAACAUGCUCGAAAUCAAUGGGGGACUCCUCAAGAGGUCUACAGUCGAUGUCUUUGUGAACACUGAAGACUCUCAGAUGAGGCUUCUUUCUAUUGGCAUUUUCGCCGGUGGACUUUCUGUCUUCGGAGGAGAGGACGCAGUCGACGAUGGAGAGGAGGCCAACGCUGGUAUCGAGAUGACCUUGAUGGACACACAGCUGCGACCUUUUGUGUUCUUCACGGGCCAAGGGGAGCUGAUGGGGCAUGUGUGGGCUGGCACAGGGUCAGAGAAGACCACAGCACUCCAGGGCUCCUUGCUGCUCCAAGACCACCUCCAGAUCGUCCCUCUGCAGAAUGGUUUUAAUGCUGAACUCCUUCUCAAUGGUGCCAUAUCCUAUGACUUCUCUGGCCAAGUACAAGUGUCUCUCUGGAAUAGGAAUGCUCACAGUCUAGUGGAAGUUGGGGCCGCUAUGAUUGUCCAAGGUGUAGCUAGAGUCGACAGCUCCUUCGUGCAGACUCUCAUUGAGUUCAACUCAGGGGGGCAGACGCAGCUCAACUUCGUCACCGACCUUGAGUUCUACGACGAAGUCAUUAUGUGUUUACAAAUGGUGCAACCCAACUUCGAGGUUGUGAACAAUGUACGAAAGCUCGAGCGCAUUCCUGGAAGCAAUUACGUGUUGCGUAAAUACAAGAAAAAUACAUCUCCUGUUCCCGGUAAAACAUAUGUAAUGAAUAAGAAAAAUACUGAACUAUGUAAUAAGAUGUUUAAUAAAUAAAUUGAUAUAUAUAUUUUUAACUAGCUUAUUUAGAUGUUGUAUCAGUCAUAGGAUAAAAGAAUCAUUGGUUUUGAUAGAAUUUUUUCUUACAUUUUAUAAAAGACCAAGAUAGUAUGCCAGAGUAAAUGAAAAAGCCAUUGAACAAAGUCGGGUACAAUGAACAGUCAGUUUUGACAAUAGAUAGGGAAUACAAGUUUGACUAUUUACAAACUCAAUAUACGAUACUCAUUCCACCAUAAAAGAUACUACAUAAGAGAACAUUGCCGAUUCUUUGUUGUGAUUUAUUUGUCCUCUUACAAAGAAUUAUCUAAGGACUUGCCAGUAGCUUAGACUUCACCUUUGGUGCCUUUUAUACCGUUGUAGACAUGUCUUCUACCUCGCCUACUACUGUUGUGUCUCAUAGACAUGAUAUGGAGUCGUACACAAGGUCACAAUGAUGAGUGUGUGUAGAUAGGUAUAUUUUUCUUUAUACAGUGGGCUUUAAACUCGUGUCGUAUUAAGACUAUUUUUGUGGGCAUAAAGAAAGGAAAGACCAAUUGUUCUUUUUCAUUUUUCUUUUUUUUUUUCUAUUCUUUCUAUUCUUUUUUUUUUUCUUUUUUCUUUAUUUCAGUGGCAUAGUUGGUUGUUUUCCCUUCCUCCUCUUUCUUUUUUUUUUUUUUUUUUUUUUUUAAAGGAUUGACAUGAUAACAUGAAUUAUUAUUUUGUAAUCGUGUAUAGUAGAAAAAAAGGAAAGGAAAAGGACAGGGCUAGUAUUCUCCUGGUAUUUGUAAGAGUCAUUUUAAGUUGGAAAGUAUAGCAAUGCCAGGAGACAGUGCAAAGGCAUGCACCGUGUAUUAUUUUCCGUUCUCCUCGAGGCAUUCCCGUAGCGUUUGGUGCAUUCUCAUUGACGGAACAUUCUCAGAACUGGUGAUAUUAAAGUCAUAUGUUGUGCUUUCAGGGGGUUUGCUCACACAGACAGGUUGCAGUUCUGUAGGUUUUUGUAUUACCUGUUUACUUAAGUUUUCCCUUUUUCCCCGAAGGAUACAAGUGUUGAAAUACUAUUUUUUAAGGAGAUUGUAUUUUCUUGUUUUAAUUUUUUUUUAUUUAUUCAUUUUUUUUAAAGGUAUGCCAGUAGUAUUUUUGGGUGAUAUUCAAGUAAGAGAAGGAUACUAAGAAUGGCAAAAUAACAUUUGUUUUUGCUAUUACAGAAUGACAUUUAGACUUGGGUGAUAAAUAUAUUGUGAUGUUAACAUUAGACUACACUUCUACCUAGAUAACUGUAAUAAAAAUGAAGUACAGUGCAUGUGGGCAUUUCAAUAUCAUUUCUUUUUCUACUCUUUGUCGCACUUUGCAGAAGGCACUUGCUCAUAAUAGUUUUAUUUAACUGCAGCUUCCGAACCGAAAUCCACAAUUCACAAAACAGAAAAGAAGUGCAUUUCCCUCGAGUUCAGCCAUUGGGGGAUAGACUGUGAUAAUAUGCUAAUGUUGUUGAUCAUAAAGACCAUGUUCCAGCCUGGGAGUUAAUAAUCUUCGUCAUCCAAAUCUCUGUUUUUGAAGGUUGAAAGCCACUUUAAUACGAUGAAAAAGCUGUUACUUAUCACUGACCUGUUGUAUUGUCAUAACGCAUUGUUUAUUUAAUGAGUGAUUUACUUUAUUCAGAGAUUUUUUUUAAUGAUUAUCUUCAUUUUUUAUGUUUUCUUGUUAUUUUUUUUAUUUUGAUCAUGAUUUUUGUUUUAAAGGACUGUGCCAAUUUUUGCAUGUCUUUUUCAGAUGAUAUAUAUUUUUUUUUUAUCCUUUUUUUUUUUUGGUUAUUUUGUAUAUACGUGAUUACCAAACCCAAGAAAUAAAAAUUAUCCUUUUAAGGCUUGUUAUAUUGUAUUUUCUUGUACUACCUUUAAAGUGUUACAUUAAUUCACAUGUAUAUUUUUUCUUUUAAUAAAGUACUUUAGGUAA